Molecule: messenger RNA, 1301 nt
Organism: Eutrema salsugineum
Lineage: Eukaryota; Viridiplantae; Streptophyta; Magnoliopsida; Brassicales; Brassicaceae
Product: syntaxin-31
Exons: 6
Coding region: 76-1101 (341 amino acids)
Biological process (GO): endoplasmic reticulum to Golgi vesicle-mediated transport; vesicle fusion; intracellular protein transport
Cellular component (GO): endomembrane system; Golgi membrane; SNARE complex
Molecular function (GO): SNARE binding; SNAP receptor activity
Source: RefSeq, a predicted model, not a curated record
CUGAAGAUGGAACUCACCAUCUGAGGAUAAUUCAGCAAGCGUUGCCUGUGAUCUCGAGCCAAUUCUGACCCUAAGAUGGGAUCGACGUUCAGGGAUCGGACGGCUGAGUUUUAUUCACUGUCCCAAACGUUGAAGAAGAUCGGAGUGGUCCCGUCUGUCCAUCAAGCUGAAGAUGAUCCGGCAACCUCCAAACGAUCGCCGCCGGGAUCUUCAAGAUCCGAAUUCAACAAGAAGGCUUCCCAGAUCGGUGUACGUAUUCAGGAAACGUUUCAGAAGAUCGCGAGGCUCGUUAAAUUGGCAAAACAAUCGUCGAUUUUCAAUGACCGGACUGUGGAAAUACAGGAGUUAACUUUGGUGAUCAGGAACGAUAUCACGGGGCUGAAUAUGGCUCUCUCGGAUCUGCAAACCCUUCAGAACCUGGAGAUUGCUGAUGGGAAUUAUUCACAGGACAAAGUUGGUCACUACACAGCUGUUUGUGAUGACUUGAAAACCAGACUUAUGGGAGCGACAAAGCAACUUCAAGAUGUUCUGACUACGAGAUCAGAGAACAUGAAGGCUCAUGAGAACCGGAAACAACUCUUUUCCACAAAAAACGCAGUAGUAGAUAGUCCUCCUCAGAAUAAUGCAAGAUCUGUUGUACCUGAGCCUCCUCCUUGGUCAAGUUCAUCAAAUCCUACCGGAAAUUUACAACAACCACUAUUGCCGCCAUUAAAUAGUGGAGCUCCUUCAGGUAGCCAACUCAGACGCAGAUCUGCAAUCGAGAAUGCUCCUUCGCAGCAAAUGGAGAUGUCCAUGUUACAGCAAACAGUCCCAAGGCAGGAGAAUUAUAGCCAAGGCCGAGCUGUUGCGCUGCACAGUGUCGAAUCUACAAUAACAGAGCUCAGCGGAAUAUUCACGCAUCUAGCUACGAUGGUCACUCAACAGGGAGAGCUAGCUAUCAGAAUCGAUGACAAUAUGGAUGAAUCGUUAGUUAAUGUAGAGGGAGCACGCAGCGCUCUUCUGCAAUAUCUCACUCGGAUAUCAUCAAAUAGAUGGCUCAUGAUCAAGAUCUUCGCUGUUAUCAUCUUGUUCCUCAUUGUUUUCCUCUUCUUUGUGGCUUGAAAGUUGAAACGACAAGGUUGCAUCUCUUGAGAGAUCCUGUGGUGUAUCAAAUCCAGCGCUAAAACUUCAGCUAUACACAUGUUAAGCUUGCAAGCUUUUAGGGCUCCUUUUAUUCUUUUGUUUGUAAAGUUUCAAUUUUUUUGCAAGAUUCGAUUGGAUUUUACCAGGAAACUUUUGAUGAUAUAAAAAUUUAGUUUUUG